AUGUCGUUAACACUUUUAUUAGAAAAAUACGAUGUUUCUACUGAGGACGGUCUACAAAAGGCUUUAAAUGAAAUCGAGAAAGAAGAGUCUGAUGUCAAUGAAGCCCUAUCCAAUGCUCUCUCGCGUGCAUGUUCACUGGAUGGAAAGUUACGUACUGUCAGUCAAGCAUACACUAAGCUUGGAGAAGUGAAGAAUGACGCCCAAACUGCAGCCGAUAUGGUGGAGAAGACUGCAGCCCUGGCGCGAGAUGUCAGUGCUAAAGUACGACAGCUCGAUCUUGCACGGUCACGGGUUGCAGAAUGCCAGCGACGUGUACAUGAUUUAAUAGACCUCCAGUUAUGCAGCGCAGGUGUAGAAGCUGCUAUCAAAGCACAUGAUUAUGAAACAGGUAAAUGCUUUUUCUCUGAGCAAAACCAAUUUUAUUGUUGUGUUUCUAAAUGGCCAGUAUUACCACUUCCUUUUUAA
Molecule: messenger RNA, 465 nt
Organism: Parnassius apollo (apollo)
Lineage: Eukaryota; Metazoa; Arthropoda; Insecta; Lepidoptera; Papilionidae
Source: the annotation of a GenBank genome assembly